AUGACUCUCGUUCAUGAAGUACCCUGCCGACGUUAUAUAGAUGGAUGUUCAAGACGAAGUGGAAUUACAUGCCGGUGUAGCCUCUCAGUCUUCAACGCCAGUCACUCAUUCGCUCGUUCACUAGUUGCUCAGAUCUCUGACCUCAAUCCACUCUUUCAAAACUCUUCUUCCACCAACAUGAAGUUCCCACUCGUCCCCGUGGCCAUCGCCCUCUUCUCCACUGCCUACGCCGCUCCCGGCGCGCCUGCCGCUGAGAACGUCGAGCUCGUCGCUCGCGGCAACUGCCCCGCGGCCCAGGACUGCACAUGCACGGCCAAGUUUGACAAGUACGCCAACCCUAUUGAGUAUGGCUCUACCGUCUCGGCCCGCAUCUCUGGCGCGGACCGAGGGCUGACGACCUCGGACUGGCGCGGCACCAACGGCUACGGCAGCUCUUCUUUGUGCAGAGUCACGGUCGACCGUGUGUGCGGUAACUGCCGGGCCUGGAAGACGACGACGGACAAGUGCGGAUACUACAGCCUGUCCGAUUUCAGCUGUGUCAACGCUUAA
Messenger RNA from Colletotrichum paranaense, 549 nucleotides. RefSeq lists its product as uncharacterized. The record is from RefSeq and is a predicted model, not a curated record. NCBI's taxonomy places the organism in Eukaryota, Fungi, Ascomycota, Sordariomycetes, Glomerellales, Glomerellaceae. The coding region runs from base 1 to 549 and encodes 182 amino acids. The transcript is spliced from 2 exons.